Molecule: messenger RNA, 1373 nt
Organism: Tupaia belangeri chinensis (Chinese tree shrew)
Lineage: Eukaryota; Metazoa; Chordata; Mammalia; Scandentia; Tupaiidae
Gene: TMEM225
Product: transmembrane protein 225
Exons: 5
Coding region: 234-932 (232 amino acids)
Biological process (GO): negative regulation of phosphatase activity
Source: RefSeq, a predicted model, not a curated record
UUGGGGCCCUGAGAGCCAAGAAAUCACCCCCCAGGUCCCGAGAGCUCUAGGAGGUACCCCACGGUCAGCCUGUAUCCUUCGACAAGCAGACUUCAGCCUGUGCUACUCUGAAGUCCUCAGCAAUCACCGAAGCCCAGAUGUUGCCUUCUGCCUGUGACUAGUCAAAUCAGAGAAGAGACAUGUGGCAUUGCAGUGGUGAUCUCCAGCUUUGGUGCUAGAAAGCUUCAUCCACAAUGGUGCAGAUAUGGACCAGAAAUAUCCAGGCUUUGAACAUGUUCUCCUCCUCCUGGGCCGUAGUCUUGCUGGCGAUAGGAGUCCUCAUGGAUGAGUGGGUGGAACUGACCUCCCAAACCGAGACAGAAAUAGUCAAGAAACACCACAGUCCGUGGAUGACGUGCUGCCUUGCUAUCUGGCCAGAAGGUAGCCUGGAGGUGGUUAGGAUCCUGAUGAUCAUGGUCCUCAGCUUUUCCUUCUUCCUUAACUUGUUCCUGGGUUUGGAAUUCACCUAUAUGAUUCCUCGAAAUAAAUACGUAACCCUCUUCGCUGCUUUCCUUGGCUUCCUCUCAGGUGCCCUCAUGCUCUGCGCGAUCUUACUGUACCGCCAGAAGCUAGAAAAAGGCAAGUCCGUGUACUUCUCCAGCUACAAGGAGUCAUGGGUCACUGCCACUUCCUAUUUAAACGUUUUCUUCCUUUUUGCCAGUGGAAUCCUGUCUCUCCUACAGUGCAAGUGUCCCACCAGCAGCUGCUCCUGUCUGAACAUCCAUGAGUUUGCCAGAAAACAUGGGGGUGGAAAGCAAAGACGGAGCUCUAUCCAAGUGAUCUCAUUACCACAACGGACGGAAAUGCCUCGUAGCAUUAUCCGAACACACACCAAAGAAGGCUCACUGGACGAAUCGCAAGUCCACACACGCCGUGUGACCUGGGCUGUGUGAUUGGACCACACGUACCUUCCGGUAUUUGCUCACCUUUAUGGGAAUGGCUUUGUAUUUGUCUCCAACCAUUGUGUGUGUUUGCAUUACGUAAAUGACUGGGAAUGGGCUGGAGUCUGUAAAAUGAUCCAGAAAUGCCUUUGUGUGUGUGUGUGUGUGUGUGUGUGUGUGUGUGUGUGUGUGUGUUUAUCCUGGCCUGUUGGACGAAUGGUUUCUUCUACAACACUGGUUACAAUAGAAACAUAAUAAAUAUUACUAUAUAAUUAUUUCUUGUUGUAUUGUUAACUCUACACAUCAUAAAGACUUAUAAUGUUAUGUAACACCUUUUAUUUGUGAAAUAUUUAAGACAUAGAACAGAACAUAAAACAAUAUGACAAACACCUAUAUGCACAUCACCCGACGUUAUAAAAUUUUAGCACUAUGUCCUAUUUCCUUUAGAAGUUU